CUCAUAGCGGGGCUGGAGUCAGGAACGACUGAGACGUUUCGAGGACAGUUUGACUCUGCAUUUUAUAGCCAGUGGCAGAUCGUUCUUCUGAUGGUUUCUCUAAGGUUUAAUUGACCGGAUUAGGAGUGCUGGUAUUUAUUUCGAAACCUGGUUGUUUUUUCCACCUCUAGUAUUCUAUCUAUCCAUGCACUCAGAGUGAAACAACGACGAAAUGACGGAGUUGAGGAAGCGUGGAGGAGGCGGGGACCCUGACAGCACUGACAAUAUCAGUGACAAGGAGGCGGAUGGGGAGGACAGGUUGGGAUUGUGUGGAGAAGAAGAUGGUGAUUUAGAGGGAGACUGUAAGGCAUACACUCCAGACGUGCCCCCGUCCACAGACAACACUCCACAAUGUCUCAACAAAGCCCUGGAAGGCCUUUCAUCCAGAUGGAGGAACUGGUGGGUACGGGGUAUACUCUCCAUGACGAUGAUCUCUGGAUUUUUCCUCAUCAUUUACCUGGGACCUAUUAUGCUAAUCGUCGUGGUCAUGAGCGUUCAGAUCAAAUGUUUUCAGGAGAUCAUUACUAUUGGUUACAGAGUGUACCACUCCUACGAGCUCCCUUGGUUCAGAACACUGAGCUGGUACUUUUUGAUCUGUGUGAAUUAUUUUUUCUACGGGGAGACGGUGGCCGAUUAUUUCGGCGCGCUGGUUCAGAGAGAGGAACCACUACAGUUCCUGGUCCGAUACCACCGCUUCAUCUCCUUCACUCUCUAUGUUAUAGGUUUCUGCAUGUUUGUACUGAGUUUAGUGAAGAAACAUUAUCGCCUUCAGUUUUACAUGUUUGCUUGGACUCAUGUGACCCUGCUGAUCGUGGUAACUCAGUCUCACCUGGUCAUUCAGAACCUGUUUGAAGGAAUGAUCUGGUUCAUCGUCCCCAUAUCCAUCGUCAUCUGUAAUGACAUCAUGGCCUACCUGUUCGGUUUCUUCUUUGGAAGAACACCUCUGAUCAAGCUCUCCCCGAAGAAGACCUGGGAAGGCUUCAUCGGGGGAUUUUUCUCCACGGUCGUCUUCGGGUUCAUUUUCGCGUACCUGCUGUCCCAGUACCAGUACUUUGUGUGUCCGGUGGAGUACAACAGUGAGACGAACAGAUUCGCCGUGGAGUGUGAGCCGUCCUCUUUGUUCGUCAUGCAAGAGUACCGUCUCCCCGCCAUGGUCCAGAACGUCAUCAGAUGGGAGACGGUGAAGCUGUACCCGUUUCAGAUCCACAGCAUAGCUCUCUCAACGUUCGCUUCUCUGAUUGGUCCGUUCGGUGGGUUCUUCGCCAGCGGGUUCAAGAGAGCGUUCAAAAUCAAGGACUUUGCCGACACCAUUCCGGGUCACGGCGGGAUCAUGGACAGGUUCGACUGUCAGUACCUGAUGGCCACGUUUGUGCAUGUUUACAUCGCUAGCUUUAUCAGGGGUCCAAACCCCAGCAAAGUGUUACAGCAGCUGCUAGUUCUACAGCCUGAGCAACAGCUUAGCAUCUUCAACACGCUGCGUGCCCACCUCCGAGAGAAGGGCAUGCUGCCCCCUGCUGUCCCGGAGGCCCAAUGACGGAACGCAUUCUUCACGCUGCAGAAACGGCCUGGCUCUGUCCUUUCUCUCUCUGUUAACCAUUCACCCCCACCCCUGACUGUGAACACACCCCUAAAACCUGUCAAACCUUGAUAGCUACUCCCCUCAACAACCCCCCCACCCCCCAAUCCUGUUCCAAACCCACAGGCUGACCUCUGACCUUAACACUUUUACCUUUUACAGAGCCAUGCAUGACUACUCACUGUACUAACAAAACGGUCACUAGGAGGAGCCAAAGGUCUUCCACACAGCCGUGGGGGCACACUCAUGUCUUCCACAAACAAACAAACGAUCGAGCAAGCAAAUGAACAGAGAACCGCAUGAGCACAUGCUAUAUGAAUGUAUAGGACUGUAAAUACAGUAAGAGGCGCCCUCCUCUGGCGUGUUGGAGCAUUGCACUGAUUAGGGAGCUGAUUCUAGUGUCAUUCAUUGACGUGAGAUUAGAGGGGUACCUUACUGUUUGUCUGUGGUAACUGUAACCUGGGAUUAUAGGCUUUGAGAUGAGAGGGGUGGAGAGAAUUGAAACUGUAAUCUUUACAAUACAGUGCGUGAAAACAAAACAAACAAACAAAAAAAUUACAAAGCAUGUUUCUCAAGUCCUGUGAUUGAAAUUAACCAUUUUUUGUUGUUGUUGUUGUUGUUGUUGUUUUUUUUUGUUUUUUCCUCUCUUCAACUUUAUUAUCAAAUGUGUGAGAUGUGUAGACUAGCAGUAGCAUUGGACUGCAUUACUGUAUGAAAUUCAGACACUGUUAGCACAACCAUUGAGUACAGUACACAGACAAACACACACACACACAUGCAGUCCGUCUGUACGUAUCUUAAAGCGUGUACCGCUGUACAUAGGUAGAAUA
This is a messenger RNA of Chanos chanos (milkfish), 2445 nucleotides long. RefSeq names its product CDP-diacylglycerol synthase (phosphatidate cytidylyltransferase) 1 (gene cds1). The transcript is spliced from 13 exons. Gene Ontology annotation, cellular component: endoplasmic reticulum membrane. Gene Ontology annotation, molecular function: phosphatidate cytidylyltransferase activity. The record is from RefSeq and is a predicted model, not a curated record. Lineage: Eukaryota; Metazoa; Chordata; Actinopteri; Gonorynchiformes; Chanidae. The coding region runs from base 212 to 1573 and encodes 453 amino acids.